Molecule: messenger RNA, 1698 nt
Organism: Prosopis cineraria
Lineage: Eukaryota; Viridiplantae; Streptophyta; Magnoliopsida; Fabales; Fabaceae
Product: RNA pseudouridine synthase 6, chloroplastic-like
Exons: 9
Coding region: 45-1433 (462 amino acids)
Biological process (GO): pseudouridine synthesis
Molecular function (GO): pseudouridine synthase activity; RNA binding
Source: RefSeq, a predicted model, not a curated record
CCAACGUCCAAAAAUCUCGGUACUUCACAAAAUUCCAGAGGAGGAUGAGGUCGGUGACUCCGGCGUCGAUGGUGGUCCGUGGCUGCCGGAGCUUCGUUGUUUCUUUGUCUCUGGCUCGAACGCUUCAAAUCUCCCAUUCAUAUCUUAAAAAGCACGACACCAAUUAUACUGUGAAAUGCUGUUCUCCGAUGAACACUCUUUCUACGGCACUUGCCCGUGAAUCCUCAAGAGCAGACUUGACCAGCACAUCCACCACCUCUUCUUCCACUGGUGCGCCGCCAAGAGUUGAACACUUAGUUGUUUCAGAAGAUGGUUCUGUCUUAGAAUAUAUUUGCAAAGCUCUUGAUUUUCCUCCUUCGUUCGUUGCAGAUCUAAUCCGAUUUGGAGCUGUCUACUAUGCUCUUGUCUCUCCACAGCCUCCUCCUACUGCUACUCAAGAGCAAAUUAGGGUAUUCAAAGAAGCAACAGAACCAUCAGUUUUGAAAAACAGAUCUAACAUCAAAGGGAAGACCAUACAACAGGCACAGAAGACUUCCCGUGUAACCAAUGGAGAUCAGUUCGUAGAAACAGGAACCUAUUUAAGAGUAUAUGUAUACCCCAAACGAUUUCCACGGUGCUAUGAGAUCGAUUGGAGAUCAAGAAUCAUAGCUGUGGCCGAGUCGUAUGUGGUUUUGGACAAACCUGCUGGAACAUCAGUUGGUGGCACUACUAAUAACAUUGAAGAAACCUGUGCAAUGUUUGCAACUCGUGCCUUGGGACUCACGAUGCCUUUGUUGACUACCCAUCAGAUUGAUAAUUGCACUGAAGGAUGUGUGGUAUUGGCAAGAACUAAAGAAUAUUGCUCUAUCUUUCAUGGUAAAAUCAGGGAGAAAAAGGUGAAGAAGCUAUAUCUUGCUCUUGCAGUUGCUCCUCUGCCCCGUGGAAUUAUUACCCACUACAUGCGUCCGGUAAAAAGGGCUCCUCGUCUUAUUUCUGAAGAUUAUAUGGAGGGAUGGCACUUGUGUCAGCUUGAGGUCAUGGAAUGCAGAAAGGUCCCCUGGCCAAGAACUGUUAUUCAAGAAAAGUACUGUAUUGAGGGAUGUGGAUGGCCUUCCCAAGAUUAUGCAUAUGAGUGUAAAAUCAACCUCCUUACUGGUAAAACUCAUCAGAUUCGAGCCCAAUUUGGUGCAUGUAAGGCACCGUUGAUUGGUGAUUCUAUGUACAUGCCAGCUGCACUUGCAGAGAUAGCAAAUCCUAGACUUAAUCCAUUUGGAAGGCAAAAGACAGAUUUUAGCAGUGACAGUGAAAAGGAAAUGGCUAUCUUCAAUUGGAUUGCACAACAUGGGAAGGAACCAGGUGUGGCAAUUGGCCUUCAAGCUUGUGAAGUAUCUUGGGAUGAUGGUGAACACUUUUACAAAGCUGGAUCACCUUGGUGGAGUGGUGAACAUGAUUAGAGUCUGUGCUUAAUGACAAUUAUGAUUCCAAUCAUUAUGAGAGAUGGAUUGCGUAACAUAAAUCCAUAUGUAUCCCUAAAGAAGUAAGGAUGCAAAUUCCACAAGUUCCUUAAAUUUAGAAAAUGUAGAUAUUAGAUUGUACUAUCCUCUGCUUAUGUAUCCUUCAGUAGUCUACUUGAAAUGGAAAGAUAGAGAAUAUGUAAUUAAUGAAUUUAACGACCUUUCUAGAAAGGAAUUGAAGUUGCAGGUUCUGCUUUAAGAUUGA